AGGCGGUGCUAGGCAUUGGUGACUGGCUGGCCGUCAGUGAGUACGCAUCACGCACACUCACGCUGCUGUGUAGCUGGAGGUGCAGACAUGGCUGGGACAUGCUGCUGCGUCUUGGUGUGGCUGGCCUGCCUAGGCAGUUUAAGUGCUGCCUUCUCUGCUAAUGGAGGGAGGGUGGUUGUGGCCGAAGCGGCAGGUGGGAUGGAGGUGUCUGGCGCCGAGGCUCUUUGCGCCUCCAUUGGCAGCCGCCUCUCCACACUGGCAGAGAUGAGCAACUUCGUGUCCAAGUGUGGCCUGCUUGAGUGCCGGCCGGCAUGGCUGUCCGACGGCGGCCUCAGGACGGCCGGCUGUGGGAACAGCAGUGAAGACCUACAGGAGGACGUGCCGCUGCCUCCCCGGCCACCACCGCCGUCACCCCAAGGCCCAGUGGCCGGAGUCACGAGCCGCCCCAGGGGCCUGACCUCCAGCCUCGCAUUCUGCUUCAUCCUGCCCGGACAGCCAUGUGGCGACCCUCCCGUAUUCCCGUCUGCACGUCUGGAUGAGGAUGAGAUGGGGCAGAGGGAGAAGUCGCAGGCGGAGCUGCACUACGUCUGCCAGGACGGCCAUAUCAUGGCUGGAGGAGCUCGCUCCUUCUCUCUGGCGUGCGAUCCCCAGUGCGGGCAGUGGCAGGGAGCCGUGCGGCCCUGCGUGCCCGAACACGUUGCCAUCCACCUUGACUACAACGUCGAGGAGGUGGGCGUCACGGACUGGGCUGCUCAACUCGAGGCAACGCAUGGAUCCCAGAGUCCAACUCCUGCAGAAGGACUGGGCCCGCUCAAUCCGCUGCAUGAGACACGCGCGGCCGAAAGGGAAGUCUCGUUCGUUGCUGCCUCCAAUGAAUCUGAGCACGGUCACUUAGUGGAGCUUCUGCAGGAAAAUAUGGAAUAUGAUAAGCAAGAGGAGGAGGGGGAGCAGAAAGAGGAAGGAAGCAGACGCCCUCCUGACUUCUCGUUGGUUACCAACAGUGUUGGCAUCAAAACGGGCUCACGAGGUCUCAGCACCAAGGUUUGGGAGAACAGGAGGGUCACGGUGACUGAAGAAAUGCCCAUAAAUGUCCCCUGGCUACGUGGGGAGAGACUGCCAUCUGCAACGUCCGAGGAAGGAGAUAAAGGAACGGAGGUGCUCCCAACGUACGAAUCUCCACCGAAUGCAACGCAAGUUAAUUCCCAUCCCUACGUCGCAGAAGUUUCGUCCGCAAUGCCCGUCACGACGCAAGACCUCCGUUCCGACCUCGUGGGCUUCCCCAUCGCCUCCACGAAUGCGGCGAACCUCCACCCGGCGCCGACCGAUUUCACAGCGCGCAGCGGCAACCCGCCGGCUUCCCUGUCGCCUUCGCCACCACCGCGCACAACGGCGCCGCGGCGGGGCGGCACGGUGGCAUUGCCCGAAGGCGGCACGCGGUCCACGACGUCCGCCCUCGCCACCGAGAGCGAGGGCGGACGCCGGGCAAAGAUGAAGCCGGUGGGGAGCGGGCGGCCCGGCCAGGGGCUCCCGUGGCCCUCGGCGGAGCGCGCGAUCGAGGCGCGCACCGUCCAGGCGGGCGAGAGCGGCCGUGCAUCGCAGACGACACCGCCGCCGCCGCCGCCGCCGCAGGCCUGCGUGGGGCCGCUGUGCGCGCUUGGGGGCCACCAGCAGCAGCAGCGCACGCUGGUGGUGGCGGCAGGGGCCGUGGUCGCCGUGUGCGCACUCGUGGCUCUGGUCGUGCUCGGGCUGUGGUGCCUCCGGAAGAGGCAGCGCUCGGCCGAGUGUCAGCUCAACGGCGGCAAGGGGCAGGCGGCGCAGAGCGAGAGCGUGGAGAUGCAGCGGACUGUGUGAACGAGCACUAACCCUGGGUCAACAUAGAACGUUGGGCCGACGUUGGACCCGACGUUCGUCCAAUGGUUUCGACCAGAUGCCAACAUUGGCCCAACGUUGACAUGUUUGCCGGGACGGCCCUGUGUCCGGAGUGCAGAGUGGUAUCACAGCUUUGAUUGUUCUCUUCGGCGUAUUACCUGGAUGUUUAUAGGAAUUGAUGUUUUAAUGGCUCGGAGUGCCCGACGACUAUGUGCAUGUAGUUACCAACCACAUGGCACAGAAUGUGGGGAUGGCAGCUGAGUUAUUCUCUGUUCGCUGGACUGUGACCAUGUUGAUGUUCACAAACCAUGACUUACUGGGGUUCUGUUGACUCGGUGAAACCACGACGCUUAUUUAAAUCAACGUUAUAUUUGGAUAAGUUGAGUAACUUACUUUUCCCAAAACUCUUUAACAGCCACUGUGAUCGAUUCAUUAUAAUUUUUACAGUCGUGAUUAAUACAGUAUAUAAGCAUCGUGAUUGGAUGGACUCUUUCACGCCUAACUUAUUUCGACUUAAAACACAUUCACUGUAUUCUGAAUAGCUAUGUAAACGACGUGGAGGUUUUGAGCCUGCAUACAAAGAGAAUAACAUUUUUGGAAAUUCUUCUUGACUCAAUGUUUGUAAAAUCUUAUUUUUGAACAAAUUCCUAUCCAAUGACAACAUAGUUAAUUGAAAACCCAGUUUGUGAUGUCAUGAUCGUAAAUGCGUACGUCAUGCGAAUAGAUGCACGCUUCUGCUGCCCGAUAUGCUUUGUAUCUUCACGUUUCACAUCAAGGUUGCAGAAUGACAUUUUAUUUUUUUAUUUUAUUUAUUUAUAUUUUCAACACCCAGCAACCAGUACAGAAACACAAAAGGGGCCGGGGUGCACACCUUUCCCAAGCGGCACACAAAACCGAAUGUGUACGUUUUUUUCAUGCACACUGCUGAGGCCAGUGUUUCCAGGCACCUAAGGAGAGAGAGAGACAUUGACAGUCGCCCAGCUAUUGAGGUCGCUCCUAAACGAUGGGUGAAAACCCAGGGCGAGACGAACCCCGGCGACCCGAGGUCGAUUCCCGCUCACAGCCACCAACACCGGUGACGAUUAUCUGGACCGGUCCUGGGCCUCCCCUAGGUUGCUAUGUGUAAAACAUCGCCACGAGGGAGACA
Messenger RNA from Petromyzon marinus (sea lamprey), 3016 nucleotides. RefSeq names its product sushi domain containing 5 (gene SUSD5). Gene Ontology annotation, biological process: Notch signaling pathway; cell adhesion. Gene Ontology annotation, molecular function: hyaluronic acid binding. NCBI's taxonomy places the organism in Eukaryota, Metazoa, Chordata, Hyperoartia, Petromyzontiformes, Petromyzontidae. The record is from RefSeq and is a predicted model, not a curated record.